Messenger RNA from Mycena indigotica, 2601 nucleotides. RefSeq lists its product as uncharacterized. Gene Ontology annotation, biological process: ribosome biogenesis; pseudouridine synthesis. The transcript has 19 exons. Gene Ontology annotation, molecular function: ATP hydrolysis activity; RNA binding. Gene Ontology annotation, cellular component: intracellular anatomical structure; catalytic step 2 spliceosome. The record is from RefSeq and is a predicted model, not a curated record. The coding region runs from base 1 to 2601 and encodes 866 amino acids. Lineage: Eukaryota; Fungi; Basidiomycota; Agaricomycetes; Agaricales; Mycenaceae.
AUGAGUCGCGGUGCACCAAGAGGCGGCGGGUUUGGUCGAGGAGGUGGGCGUGGCGGCGGCGGACGGGGGGGAUUUCAACAGCGCGAUUUUGGACCUCCAGAAACUGUCCUUGAAAUGGGUUCAUUCAUCCAUGCGGUUGAGGAUGAGAUGCUCUGUUCGUCUCUAAUGCCCGACAAAGUGCCCUACUUCAAUGCCCCAAUCUAUCUGCAAAACAAGUCCGUUAUCGGCAAGGUGGACGAAAUCCUUGGGCCAAUAAAUGAGGUUUAUUUCUCAGUCAAAAUGGGCGAUGGAAUGGUCGCGAGCAGCUUCAAGAAGGGAGACAAGGUCUACAUUGGCGGCGACAAACUGCUACCAAUCGAGAGGUUUCUGCCCAAACCAAAAGUCGUCGGUGGUGUUACUAAACGCGGUCGAGGACAGGAAGGGGAGGUGGUGGGUCAAGAGGAUUCCAGCCCAGAGGCAGAGGCGGGUCACGAGGCGGAUUCGGAGGUGAUCGAGGCAGAGGCUUCUCUCGUGGUGGCGGGAGAGGCGCACCAAGAGGGAGAGGGUGGUAAUAUUUUGAUUCCUGGCACGCUUGCGCCCGGCAGUAGUCUCGACAGAGAGACAGGGGACUCAGACGGUAUUGCAGUAGCCUCUUCUCUCAACACGCAACGCGAGCAACUGCCUAUAUUCAAGCAUCGCGACAAACUUCUCUAUGCCAUCGAGAAGCACGGAGUCGUCAUUCUUGUUGGCCAGACUGGCUGCGGGAAAACUACGCAACUACCUCAAUAUCUUAUGGAAGCUGGUUGGGCGCAGAAUGGCAAUGUCAUCGCGUGCACACAACCUCGACGUGUUGCAGCAACUUCGGUUGCCUCUCGUGUUGCUAAUGAAGUCGGCUCAAUACUAGGUGACGAGAUUGGCUACACAAUCCGCUUUGAAGACGUUAGCGACAAACAACGCACACGAAUUCUCUACUUGACCGACGGAAUGCUCUUUCGUGAGACUUUGGUCGACCCUCUUCUCAGUCGGUAUAGUGUUAUCAUGAUUGACGAGGCCCACGAAAGAAGCAUCUACACCGAUCUCCUUCUCGGUGUGCUGAAAAAGUUCACUUUGCUUGACGGCGAGGACCAGUAUUUACGAUUCCCUAGGAUUCGUCGGAAACGACCCUCGUUGCGUAUUGUCGUAUCUUCAGCUACGCUCGAUGCUACAUCAUUCUUGCACUAUUUCACCGCAUCCACGUCCCCUGACGAAGCGACAAUAGUCAGUCUGGAAGGCAGAAUGUACCCCGUGGAGGUCGCAUAUCUUGACACGCCUACGCCAGACUACGUCAAAACCGCUGCUCAAGUGGUUUGGAAUAUAAAUCUCCAGUCAGGACCAGGGGACAUUCUCGUGUUCUUGACUGGACGUGACGAUAUAGUACGCUGUACGGAAGAGUUGCUUGAGCUUCUGCCAACGUUACCUCGCACUGCGACGCGACUGAUUCCAUUACCGCUCCAUGCCGGUUUAACGACUGAUGAGCAGCUUCGAGUUUUCCAACCUGCAGAUCGCGGCACACGAAAAGCCAUCAUUGCCACUAAUAUUGCUGAGGCAAGCGUCACAAUUGAUGGCGUAAAAUUCGUUGUUGAUAGUGGCUUCGUGAAAAUCCGAAUAUAUAAUCCUACGACGGCCCUCGCGUCACUAGCAACCGUCCCUACGUCCCAAGCGUCCGCCACCCAACGAGCAGGACGUGCCGGUCGGACGUCGCCGGGCAUAUGCUACCGGCUUUACCCGAAAGCGAUAUCAGAUACUCUUUCGCUCGCAACACCACCAGAAAUAACGCGCACUGACAUGACCACGCCGAUAUUGCAACUCAAGUCCCUGGGAAUCGACGAUCUCAUGAAGUUUGAGUGGGUUUCCGCGCCACCUGCUGAAAGCGUGCUGCGUGCAUUGGAGGGCCUCGUCGCCGCUGGCAUGAUUGGAGAAGACGGUCGCUUGACGGUUAUGGGAGAGCAAGUAGCCGAAUGUCCAGUCGAAGUCGGCAUCGCGCGGAUGCUUUUCAGCUCGAAGGAGCACAAAUGUGGUGAUGAGAUUUUGACUAUCGCCGCAAUGACUGCGGUCCAGGAUGUCUUCAUUAUUCCUGAUGGUGCCCCUGGCGCAUUAGCAGAAUUAGAGCGUCGGAAAUUUACUGCUGAGGAAGGGGACCAUCUUACUCUCCUAAACGCAUAUAACGCCUUCACAAAAUACGGCCGCUCGUCAGGCUGGUGCAAAUCACACGCACUUUCUUUCAGGGCCAUGUCUCGAGCGGUUUCCAUACGCGCUCAACUGAAAAAAUAUAUGCAGCGAUUCAAUCUGCCGAUAGAAAGCUGCCAGGGAGACGCUGCACGUUUGCGGCGUUGUCUUGUCAGUGGGUAUUGGCGUAACGGGGCUCGGUGGGUAGCAGAUGGCACCUACCGAUCCGUUCGAGGCAAUCGAACACUCCAUGUUCAUCCGACAUCAGUACUAUUCACCCGAAAGCCGCGUUCAGGCUGGGUCGUAUUCCACGAAAUGGAGGAAACAACGAAAACUCAAAUUCGAAUCAUCACCGAGAUUGAACCCGACUGGCUGGUAGACCACGGUCACCACAAGUUCGAAACAGGGCGUUCAUGA